AUGCGGCUAUACUACAUGAUUCUUCUAGCCUCCGUCGCCGUCCUGGCGAACGGUACCACAUUGUCUGCAGUGGGUCCACCCACACCCGGAUCGUUUGCUGAGAACGGCUCACCUCCUGCAAUCGGAGGUGGCACUCUCGCACCAAGGCUCCUGAGAUACGCUAAGGACGAAGACGAAGAAAGAGGAAUCUGGCAGAAAAUCGAACAUGUUCUCAAGUUGAGGAAAAGAGAAAUCCCUACUUCCCAAGCAAGGCCUAUUUCCCAAGCCGAUAUAACCAAAUUUUACAAAUGGGUCAACUCCGGCAAAUAA
Messenger RNA from Phytophthora nicotianae INRA-310, 309 nucleotides. RefSeq lists its product as hypothetical. The record is from RefSeq and is a predicted model, not a curated record. Bases 1 to 309 code for a protein of 102 amino acids. The transcript has a single exon. NCBI's taxonomy places the organism in Eukaryota, Oomycota, Peronosporomycetes, Peronosporales, Peronosporaceae.